AUGGAAGCAAGUGUCAACCGCGUAGAUAUGGAACUACUAGCUAGAAGGGCAUCUGGUAUGCAAAGUAAACAAUUUGAGAGCAUCGUAAACAAAAUAAGAGACGAAGUUUUGUCGCUAAAAAAGGAUGUUAAAAGACUGCAGGAAAAGAAAGAACAGCAGGAUGAUAUAAUACACGAUCUCCAAAGACAAUUGAAAGUGUUGGACACAAACAGCGAAACCAUUCCAAAUGCAAGUACUGAUGAUACAUCGAAGAUAACAACGACACAUAAUACAACUUUACAUAAAGGUUCGCAAUUUCCAUUGCAUUCUCUGUUGUCACGUCAACGCCGGGCAGUCAACAAUGUUGCAUUUUCCACCUACCUCUCCCAGUCAAACCAACACAUGACGAAUGAAGCGAUCAAAUUCGACCGGAUUCUUCUCAAUGAGGGGAAUGGUUACAACGCUUACACCGGUGCUUUUACGGCGCCAGUUACCGGCAUCUACCUGUUCUCUUACCAUUUCGAUUCUACGAAGACAACGUUUGUUCGUCUCGUCGUUAACGGCGUAAAUGAAGUGGACGGUGUGGCUAAUGCUCACGUGGUUUCCGGUGCACGUCAGGCACAGUCAAUGGGUGGAAAUACGUGUAUCAUUCAAGUUGUAAGGGGACAGGCAGUGCUCGUUGAAGUGUUCGAGGUUCCUGAUGCAACUAUUAACUCAAGUGAUAACUUUCACUUUUCUACGUUUUCUGGGGUAUUACUGUAUGAAUAA
Molecule: messenger RNA, 747 nt
Organism: Mya arenaria
Lineage: Eukaryota; Metazoa; Mollusca; Bivalvia; Myida; Myidae
Product: complement C1q-like protein 4
Exons: 1
Coding region: 1-747 (248 amino acids)
Molecular function (GO): protein binding
Source: RefSeq, a predicted model, not a curated record